Molecule: messenger RNA, 534 nt
Organism: Suillus fuscotomentosus
Lineage: Eukaryota; Fungi; Basidiomycota; Agaricomycetes; Boletales; Suillaceae
Exons: 3
Coding region: 1-534 (177 amino acids)
Source: RefSeq, a predicted model, not a curated record
AUGCACCCUCCCCACAAAACACUUAAGUGGGACAAGAUCGUGGAGUAUGCGUUUCUAGCCAACUUUGACCUCUUAUGCAACAUGCGUGCAGACGUGUCUCAACAGCCUUGGGCAUCACCUGUUGCUCGGAGGGCGAUGGACCUGUAUUUCAAAAUGUGCCAGGCAUGGGAGGAGAUUCAAUACUUGAACGUGGAGGUACGGCACCUAGUGACAUACAUCCGAGACAAAGACAAAUACCUGCGGGCAUUUGAGGAUCAGUUGAAGGCUGUCAGUCCAACUCUCACCCAUCAACAGCUCCAUGAGAUAUCAACACUUCCUGGCUUCACCGGGACAAUAUCCCCAGGUAUAAGCACUCACACAGGUCUCGGAGAAAGCUCCAGCACACCGAAUGCGCAGAUCCCAUCACAAUUGGCAAUUGCAGUGGCACUGGAUACUCCGGAUGACUUAGAUGAGGAGGAGCAGGAAGAGGAGGUGGAAGAGGAGGCAUCCAGAAGUUUGCAGGAUGUGCUCCAUGUUGCUGAUGAUCUCUCAUGA